GCUCCGUCGUCCUCGUUACUGUCUCCCGCGAACUGCGCCUCAUUCUGACCCACGAGCAACGAUGGCGACUCCGCCGCCAAGGAUUCUCCUCUGCGGCGACGUCCUUGGCUGCCUCAACCACCUCUUCAAACGUGUCCAGUCCGUGAACAAGUCCACCGGCCCCUUCGAUGCCCUUCUCUGCGUCGGACAGUUCUUCCCGGACUCCACCGAUGGCCUCGACGAAGUCGCCGACUACAUCGAGGGCCGCUCUGCCGUUCCCAUCCCCACUUACUUCACCGGAGAUUACGGCGUUGGCGCCGCCCGCUUCCUCUCUGCCGCCUCGAAGCUUCCCUCCAACCGUGGGUUCAAGACCGAUGGGCUGGAGGUCUGCCCCAAUCUAUUCUGGUUGAAGGGCAGUGGCAAGUUCUCCCUCCACGGGUUGUCAGUGGUGUAUUUGUCCGGUAGGCAAUCUUCUGGGGCUGAUGAGAGUGGGAUUUACAGCGAGGACGAUGUUGGUGCAUUGCGAGCACUGGCCGAAGAGCAAGGAAUUGUCGAUUUGUUCUUGACUAAUGAAUGGCCAAGUGGGGUCUCCAAUGGAGCUGACCCUUCCAAUACUCCUCCGGUGGUUGCAGACCCAUCGGGCUGUGAUCCUCUUGUUUCAGAGCUGGCUGCUGAAAUCAAGCCUAGGUAUCACAUUGCAGGUACCAAAGGUGUGUUUUAUGCACGUGAACCCUACACCAAUAAUGAGUCUGUGCAUGUGACGCGUUUUCUUGGACUAGCUGCUGUCGGUAACAAAGAUAAACAGAAAUUUAUUCAUGCGAUUUCUCCUACUCCAGCAUCUAUGAUGUCAAGUAAUGAGAUUCAUGCUCGGCCACCAAACACAACUAUGUCACCAUAUUCACUUGGUGAGAAAGUAAGUCAUGCAAGAGAAACUACGAAGCGGCCUAGUGAUUCUGAUACACAAUAUUGGCGUUAUGACACUUCACAAAAGAGGCAGAGACAAGGAGAAAAUGAUAGCGGAAGACUGUGCUUCAAAUUCACAUCUACAGGAUCCUGUUCUCGAGGGGGCAAGUGUCACUUUAGACAUGAUGAGGAAGCCAGAGAGCACUAUAUGAGAAAUGUUUGUUUUGAUUUUCUUAACAAAGGAAAGUGUGAACGGGGUCCUGAUUGCAAGUUUGGUCACAGUCUAGCUGAAUCAGGGGCUAGUUUCCCGGAAAAAGAGAGAGCCCAAAGUGGUCGAGGAAGAACAGAGAGGAGUUGUUGGUUCUGCUUAUCAAGUCCAAACGUGGAGUCACAUCUCGUAUUAAGCAUUGGAGAAAGUUACUACUGUGCACUUGCUAAAGGUCCACUUGUUCCGAACCAUGUACUGCUGGUACCAGUUCAGCAUUGCCCUAACACUCUUACAAUGCCUUUGGAUACUGAAACAGAGCUUGAGAAGUACAAAAGUGCACUCAAUAUAUAUUUUAAGAAUCAAGCCAAAGCAGUUGUUUUCUUUGAGUUGAUAUUUCCCCAGAGUCCUCAUGCUAAUCUUCAGGCUAUUCCUAUCCCAUUGUCUAAAGCAUCCAAUGUCAAGCGGAUUUUCAAUUUAGCAUCCAAGAAAUUAGGAUUUGAAUUUGCAACACUGAAUCCUGAUGGUGACUCUACCCAAGGUAGGCAACUAUUGAGAUCUCAGUUAAACAGCACCUCAAGUAUGUUCUACGUUGAACUUCCUGAGGGUGCAAUUUUGUUGCAUGUUGUUGAUGACAAGGAAAAGUUCCCAGUCCAAUUUGGACGUGAGGUGAUGGCAGGCUUAUUAAAUAUGGCAGAUCGAGCUGAUUGGAGGAAUUGUAAGCUUAGCAAGGAAGAUGAACUGCAAAUGGUGGAAGAAUUCAAGAAUGGGUUUAGAGAAUUUGAUCCAGCUCAAUGAUUCUAAUACAAGUCUCCUUUUGUCUGAGGUGUUCGACGUGCUUAUUGGUUAAAGAGAAUAGCAAGCAGGCAUGCUUGAGCUGUUUGAUCAAGAGAUCGCUAUAAUAUGAGAAACAUUCCCAAGGCCUGCCAACGUUAGUCUUGUGGCAUUUCCUUUGGUGGUGGCCAUGAAUUAUCUUACACUAUGAUGAAAGCCUAUUUGCAUCUGCUAUUUGACCAGUUGUGUCAUUUAACCCUGUAAAACUAAGUGCUACUAUUUCUAUUUUAUUCUUUUACGAGAGACAAUACAGCCGAGUUAAAUUAACGUUGUAUUGAUGUUUCGUCAUAAUACUAUCCGUUUCAAGUUGAAAUGUUAACA
Molecule: messenger RNA, 2242 nt
Organism: Musa acuminata subsp. malaccensis (wild Malaysian banana)
Lineage: Eukaryota; Viridiplantae; Streptophyta; Magnoliopsida; Zingiberales; Musaceae
Source: RefSeq, a predicted model, not a curated record